Molecule: messenger RNA, 1015 nt
Organism: Drosophila albomicans
Lineage: Eukaryota; Metazoa; Arthropoda; Insecta; Diptera; Drosophilidae
Product: glycine, alanine and asparagine-rich protein-like
Exons: 2
Coding region: 86-1015 (309 amino acids)
Source: RefSeq, a predicted model, not a curated record
CAGCAGAAGACAGAAGCAAUUCGUAACUCGAAGCAGAAGAACCAACUAGAAGCAGCAAGAAGAAAACCUCAAUAUCUACAUUAAAAUGCGUGCCUUUAUCGUUAUGUGCCUGGUCGCAGUCGCCUGCGCCGACAAACUUGGCUACAACUAUCAGCCCGUCCAGCACUCCGGCUCAGGACUGUCGUUCACUCCUGGCAGUGGAUCAGGAAUCGGCUCCCUCGGUGGCAACUCUGGCUCCCUCGGUGGCAGCUCUGGCUCCCUCGGUGGCCUGAGCGGUCUUGGUGGUCUGGGCGGCAGCAGCGGACUUGGUGGUCUGAGCGGCGGAAGCGGACUUGGUGGUCUGAGCGGCGGCAGCGGACUGAGCGGUCUGGGUGGUGGCAUCAGCGGUGGCAGCAUCGGCGGUGGUUUGGAUUCCGGUCUGGGUAACCUCGGUAGUUCUUCCGGUCUCGGCAACCUCGGUGGUCUCUCCGGUGGCUCUUUGGAGGCUCCAGUCUCUUACAACGCCCCUGCCCCAGCUGCUGAAUUGGAAAAGGAAUUCUUCACCUACACCGCCAACGAGGAGGACUUCGACGAGCCCCAGGCUGCUGAGAAGGUGUCCAGCUCAUUGAACAAGGCUCUGCGUGUUGUCUUCAUCAAGGGACCCGAGAACCGUGGUUUGGAGAAUGCUGCUCUGGCUCUGGCUAAGCAGGCUGCCCAGCAAGAGACCGCCAUCUAUGUCCUGAACAAGCAGGCUGACAUUGGAGAUCUGGCCAACAAGUUGAACGCCAUCCGCAGCAACAGCAACAACAAGCCCGAGGUUCACUUCGUCAAGUACCGCACUCCUGAGGAUGCUGCCAACGCUCAACGUGCCAUCCAAGGCCAAUACGAUCAAUUGGGAGGUUCAUCCCAGGCUCAUGAUGGUGGUGUUGCACCCGCAUUGAACUUCGCUUCUCAGGGUCCAGUUCGUCAGGCUACUGCCCAGACUCCUGACAACUCCUACCUGCCCACUUCGGUUUUCCGUCGUUUCCGUCUGUAA